AUGGUGAGAAGAUGCCUUCUGACGUUUAAGCCGUUCAGGAUUUUUCUGGUGGGGAUCGGCUUUUUCAGCCUUUGUUUCUUAAUGACUUCUCUGGGGGGCCAGUUCUCAGCCAAACGUCUUGGCGAUUCGCCUUUCACUAUCCGAACAGAAGUACUCGGAAGUGUGGAGUCCCGUGGGGUUCUAAGGAAGAUCAGUGAUAUGCUGGAGGUCAUUAUGAAGAGAAUCGACGUUCUCUCCAAACUCAGCAACACCAGUGACUCACAUAGACUGGAGGAGCUCAGCUCUGCUCUCGACAGGUUCCAGCCAGUAGGACUAGUGGAGCGGAUCCAGGCCAUUGCUCAAAAUGUGUCAGACAUGGCGGUCCGAGUGGAGCAGAUCCUGCAGAGGAGCAGAUCCAGUGGCAAAGCAGGUCAGUGUGACAUCCCAAAGGAUCCUGGGUAUCCAGACUGUGCCAGUAAAGUGGAUUGGAUGCGGGCCAGAUGGACAUCAGACCCCUGCUAUGCCUUCUAUGGUGUUGAUGGCUCUGAUUGCUCCUUUCUCAUUUACCUAAGUGAAGUGGAAUGGUUCUGCCCCCCUUUGGCAUGGAGGAAUCAUACCAGCACUCCAACACCUGGUACUGCGGUAAAGAAACAGGCGGUGUUGCGGUCCGAUCUGGGUCCACUCCUGGAAAAGGUGGGCUCAGGGAAAGAGUCUCUCAGCUUCAUGAGGAAACGCAUUCACAGACUGGCUGCGCAGUGGGCCGCAGCUGCCCGCAGACUAGACCAGCGUCUGCGUGCUCACUGGAGAGAACAGAAAAGGAUCCUGGUUCAUGUUGGGUUCCUAACAGAGGAGUCUGGUGAUUUGUUCAGUCCCAAGGUACUUAAAGGAGGCCCACUGGGAGAGAUGGUGCAGUGGGCAGACAUACUCUCCACCCUCUACAUCCUGGGACACCAUCUUAAGAUUUCUGUCUCUGUGAAGGAGCUUCAAGGGUUUCUUGGAUUUCCGCCAGGAAGAGGAAGUUGUCCCCUUACAGGACCUUUCCCCUUUGACCUCAUCUACACAGAUUACCAUGGGCUUCAGCAGAUGAAGCAGCAUAUAGGACUCUCACUGAAAAAGCACAAAUGUCACAUCCGAGUGAUCGACACCUUUGGCACAGAGCCGGCGUACAACCAUGAGGAAUAUGCCACACUACAUGGAUACAGGACCAACUGGGGCUACUGGAACCUCAACUGCAAACAGUACAUGACCAUGUUCCCACACACUCCAGAUAAUUCCUUCAUGGGCUUUGUGGCAGAGGAACUGAAUGAGACAGAAAAACUCAGCAUUCAGAGGAACAAAGUCAAUAACAUGGCAGUGGUUUAUGGCAAAGAAGCCAGCAUGUGGAAGGGGAAGGAAAAAUUCUUGACCAUCCUUCAUCGCUACAUGGAUAUCCAUGGUACGGUUUACUACGAGACACAGCGCCCCCCAGAGGUACCUGCCUUCGUAAAGAACCACGGCCUCCUACCCCAAAAUGAGCUACAGCAACUCCUCAGGAAGGCUAAGCUUUUCCUUGGAUUUGGCUUUCCUUAUGAAGGUCCUGCUCCUCUGGAAGCCAUAGCUAAUGGCUGCAUCUUUUUGCAGCCCAAGUUUCACCCACCUCACAGCUCUCUCAAUCACGAUUUCUUCAGAGGGAAGCCCACAUCCAGGGAGGUCUUCUCUCAGCACCCCUAUGCUGAGCAGUAUAUAGGAAGGCCACAGGUUGUUACUGUGGAUUUCAACAACUCUGAAGAGUUUGAGACAGCCAUUCGUGAUAUUCUGAAGGCUAAGGUGGAGCCAUUCCUGCCUUAUGAGUACACAUGUGAGGGAAUGCUGGAGAGAGUGAAUGCAUACAUCCAACAUCAGGACUUCUGUCACCUUAGAGCCCAGUUUCCGUCUGCCAACGUCUCAGGUUCGUGGCCUGGUAACCCCCCAAGCCCUUUCAUUCCGUUGCCCAACUCCAAUGCUCUGAUCUGGGCUCCUAACAUCACGAUGCCACCCUGUUGGCCACCCCUCACUGCCCUGAGGCUCCUGUUGGCACCAGACUCCCACUCCUGCAUCAGCACCUGCCAAAAGAUGGGCCUGAUCUGUGAACCAGCAUUUUUCCCCUUUAUUAACAACAUAGAGGCCAUCAGUGGGCUGGAUAUACAGUGUGAAUCUCUGGAAAUGGAGAUGAAUCACAUGUUCCCUGCUGUGGCAGUGGAGAGCAGUGAGUGUUUCUUGCAGAAAGAUCCUCUUCUCUUCAGUUGCGCUGGUUUCACAGCCAAACACCGGCGUCUCUGCCCCUGCAGGGACUACCUCCAUGGACAGGUAGCGCUGUGUAGAGACUGUGUUUGA
Messenger RNA from Chanos chanos (milkfish), 2331 nucleotides. It is a transcript of the gene mgat5b, whose product is annotated as alpha-1,6-mannosylglycoprotein 6-beta-N-acetylglucosaminyltransferase B. Gene Ontology annotation, cellular component: Golgi apparatus. Gene Ontology annotation, biological process: protein N-linked glycosylation. Gene Ontology annotation, molecular function: alpha-1,6-mannosylglycoprotein 6-beta-N-acetylglucosaminyltransferase activity. The transcript is spliced from 17 exons. The record is from RefSeq and is a predicted model, not a curated record. Lineage: Eukaryota; Metazoa; Chordata; Actinopteri; Gonorynchiformes; Chanidae. The coding region runs from base 1 to 2331 and encodes 776 amino acids.